This is a messenger RNA of Penicillium cinerascens, 753 nucleotides long. Its product is annotated as DUF3716 domain-containing protein. NCBI's taxonomy places the organism in Eukaryota, Fungi, Ascomycota, Eurotiomycetes, Eurotiales, Aspergillaceae. The transcript has a single exon. The record is from RefSeq and is a predicted model, not a curated record. The coding region runs from base 1 to 753 and encodes 250 amino acids.
AUGGAAGAACCCAAAGUUGAAGAUGACCGCAUCCCCGUCCUAAAGAUGGAAGAUCUGUACUCUGAAAAUAACAGUAUCCCGUCCAAGCAGUCUCCCACAUUCGACACCCCGAUCAUCAGCGCAGUCAGUCUCCCGCCUGGAUACUGGGCCCAGAUGGCCAAAGGAUGUGAUUUAAGAUUUGGGAGGCGAGCUAUUCGGACACCAGGAACGCUUCUGUAUAGCAUGAGAGACCUCCCUGCUAGAAGAGAGCCUACAUUGCGGGCUCCAAACCGCCACAAAAGGAUUUGGCCCAUGAACGGGCGAGAUUUGUUUGAGCUCAUCAAUCAAAAGCCUCAAAAUACCGAGGCUUUGUAUGCCCAGGUAGUUGCCGAUGAGGUUCUCGAGGGUCAGGCAGCAUGCACCAACUGCUUGGCUGGAGAUGGUCUCUACACCGUAUGUGUCAGAGUCCCUGGUCAAUACCAUUGUGCAAACUGUCACCAUGGGCGGCAACAAGGCCGGUGCAGCUUGCGGCCCGCGACAUCCUCGGGAGUGAAGGAAAACAACCCAGAAAGAGAGAGAAACAGUCCGUUACAAGGGACUGAGCGAGUCGGCCAAGAUACAGAGGCUCGAAACAUUGAGAUCGCCGAGAAAAUCGGAAAUCUGAUCCUAGCAGAGGAGAAGGAACUUAUGCGGCUACAGGAUAUGAUUGCGAAAAAGGAGGAUUUAAUUCAAACGUUGAAGGCGAUCAACGAGAGUCUGGGUGUUUCUCCAUAA